Glarea lozoyensis ATCC 20868 is the source of this 501-nucleotide messenger RNA. RefSeq lists its product as uncharacterized. The transcript has 2 exons. Lineage: Eukaryota; Fungi; Ascomycota; Leotiomycetes; Helotiales; Helotiaceae. Bases 1 to 501 code for a protein of 166 amino acids. The record is from RefSeq and is a predicted model, not a curated record.
AUGGUCGAAGAGGCUAAGUCAGACGACUUUCACAAUGCAAUUCGCGAACUUCGCCUUGCCGUGGAAAGACUCGAAGCUAGGAUAGGUGCGGACCGAGGGCCCAGUAUUCACAAAGCGGAGAAGAAUCUGUAUUAUGUUAAAUUUUCAGAGGAAGACUUUACUGCCUGGUACUCUCAACUCAGAAUUAUACCAUACAACUUCGAAGCCUUUAUUCCCCAGGAUAAUCGCUUAGAUCUCUCCUUUCUUUGCGAGUCAUUAAUCAAGCCCGACAGCAAUUGGCUUGCGAGUGGGUGUCGAUAUAUUAUAGUCGACUACAUUAUAGGCUCCAUUAUCGAUAUUCGUAACGAUAAACGCUGUGCUUAUGGAGAGGAGUCUUUUGAGCGUUGGGUGAAUGAUGAACCCAGAGUCCGUAAAGAUCUUUUGUAUUUUCACCGCAUCCAAAGGGAACUCCCCGAUCCAAAGCGAAUAUCGAGUGUUGAAAUCUGGACAAAACUAGGAUGA